Molecule: messenger RNA, 1849 nt
Organism: Orbicella faveolata
Lineage: Eukaryota; Metazoa; Cnidaria; Anthozoa; Scleractinia; Merulinidae
Product: cyclin-L1-like
Biological process (GO): regulation of transcription by RNA polymerase II
Molecular function (GO): cyclin-dependent protein serine/threonine kinase regulator activity
Source: RefSeq, a predicted model, not a curated record
CCAAAUAAGGUAAACGUCGAGCACGUGCUUGCCAUCCGAUGACAUCAUAAGGAGAAAUGUGACGUUGAAGAAACGUUUGAAGAGAAGAUCCAAAAUGGCCGUCAACCCGGGGAUGUCAGAGUACGGAGAUGUCAUAAUUUCGCUAGAGAACUGUAUUUUAGACGACGAUCAUUUAAAAAAUACACCCUCGAUUAAAGAUGGUUUGGAUAAAGAAGUAGAAAUUGAUCUGCGAAUUGUAGGUUGCGAGUAUAUUCAAAUGGCGGGCAUCUUGCUAAAACUUCCUCAGGUAGCUAUGGCUACAGCACAAGUGAUAUUUCAACGGUUUUACUACAGUAAGUCACUCGUUAAACACGAUGGUGAGAUUUACUCUAUGGCAAGUAUCUUUCUCGCCGCAAAAAUCGAAGAAAGCCCAAGAAGAAUUCGAGAUGUGAUUAAUGUCUUUCAUCAUAUAAAGCAGAGAAGGAAUGGCAGGACCAUUCAGCCCAUGGAAUACAUGGGUAAUAGCUACUUUUCCCUGAAAAACCAAGUCAUCAAGGCUGAAAGAAGGAUAUUGAAGGAACUUGGCUUUUGUGUUCAUGUAAAGCACCCUCACAAGGUCAUUAUAAUGUAUCUUCAGAUUCUUGAUAGUCAAACAAACACACCACUAGCCCAGAAGGCCUGGAAUUACAUGAAUGACAGUUUUAGAACAAAUAUUUUUGUAAGGUACCCUCCUGAAACCAUUGGCUGUGCUUGUAUUUUUCUCUCUGCGAGGCAACUUGGGAUUAGUUUACCAACCAGACCACCCUGGUGGGAGCUGUUUGGUGCUAAAUUGGAAGAUCUCGAGGAAAUUAGUCUGACACUUUUGAGUUUAUAUAUGAGACCAAAGGCUAACUUGGAUACCCUUCAGAAGGCUGUCAGUGAAAUCCGCAAUGAACUGGCUCAGAAGAAGAGUGAGCAUCAAGCAGAUGGAGCCCAAGCAGCCAACAACUCGACUCCUAACUUGUCCCCUGUUGGAGGGACAGCAGCAGCUAGAGAUGACGCCAGGCAAGGGUCAAGGCCUUCUUCACCCAGCAGGGUGUCUCCGUCAUCUGUGGCUGGGAUAACGGAUGGUAAAAAGAAGAAGAGUUCUUCAAAGGUAGACGAGGACAAGAGGACGAGUAAUAAAGAACGUCCAAUCUCCCGAGCAAGCCGUCGGAGCCGAUCCCCCAUCAUUCGCCGUUCUCGGAGCCGUUCGGGAAGCCGAACACGCAGCAGAAGUCGAAGCCGAUCAAGGAGUUACAGCUUAUCAAUCAGCCCUGACAACAACAGUAGAAGCGAGUCGGAAAGCAGCGACGAAAGUCCAGACAAACAGAGGGGGAAGAAUAAACGACGACGAAGCCCGGCCCGAGGAAGAGACGACGAAAAACGAGCGCGACCUCGGAAAUACGACGGCGAGUACGUCCGAAAGAAGGCGAGAUCCGAUGGAUUUAAUAGUCAUCAACGGGAAAAGAUGCGUGAACGAAGUAGGUCACCUCUCUCUCAGAGCCGGAGUCGAUCGCGAAGUCGAAGUCCAUUGAAGAGAUCGCGCGGGAAAUAUGAACAAGGGCGAGAAAAGAAAAAGCGAGAAGACAGGCAUCGUGACCGGAAUGGAGUGGACUAUCGGAGCUCAAGGAAUAAAGGACGCGACCAUCGGCAUCGGAGAUAACGCGCGUAUAAUUUUGUAUCUUGUGUACAUAGACAAGCAGUGUAUAUAACAUGUUACGAGUCUCUGGCGCACCUCAGUGUGUCUCAUGUUCACAUCUAGGACCAAUACUUCAUUAACGCUUCCUAAGAAUCAUGUUAGAAAUCUUGUUAAUUAAAAAAAAGAGAUUGGACGAAAAGCACCGACACA